UCACACCGUUUGAGAGUUCAGCACAGAGGAGAGACAAACGAGGGAGUUCUGAUUCGUACCAAAACGAAUCGAGCUCUUUGAUUUACUCCUAGAAAACAGUGAGCCAACUUUAUUUGUCCACACCAGCCUCCGUCAUCGCCCUCCUCCGCGUGCUCUCACUUCAGUCUCACCUGUUGACGCCGACAGCAGCAGCUUUACACGGAACGAGCUGUCAAAUCCCCGGGGAGGGCUUGAAUCAAACCAGGUGGAGAUAAAACAAGCAGGAAACUGGAGAUAACGUGCCUGUCAGCGUCACAGAAAACAUUUGGAGAGCGUGAGGGAACUUCACGCGCUCCUGUAUGUUAUAAUCAGAGGAGCUACAGCUGCUAUCGUCAAGGUUGGAGCAGGUUUUUCAGAAAUGCCCCAGCACAACAUGGAGAGCACCAGGAGUCAGUGGCAGCAGGGACUGCGGCCGCCGUGGAUCACCAGAGUGGCCGGCGGUCAGAGCCCCGCCUCCUCGGGGGCGGAGUCAGACACAGAGAGUAGCAGCACGGAGAGUGAGCGGUCUUGUGCUAAAAAGCUGGAAGGAGGCUCCUUAAGGAUCCUGCAAUCACCCUCAAUGAUCCAGCGGCGAAUCACAGAGAUUGACCAGCACAAGGAGGAACUGAAGAUCGAGCUGCAGUUGGAGAUCGCUCUGCUGCAGGGCGAACUGCAGACGGAGAAGAACCAGCUGCUCAAACACACACAGAAGCUGCAGAGUCUACAGCAGGAGGCUAGACAAAGAGAGGAGCUCAGACAGAAGGGCAGGCCGAAGGAGCGAGAGAGGCUGGAGGAGGAGAGGAGCAGGGUGGAGGAGCUGAAGAGGAGGUGUGAGGAGAAGGAGAAACUGAUCCCCAGUCAGCCAGAGAGCCAGAGGGAACAGCUGACUCUGCAACUGCAGCAGGAGAAGGAGACGAUGGAAGCAGCAGUCCGCGCCUUCGAGGACUGGGAGUUUCGUGUUCUGGAGCAGGAGAGCGGCAUCGACGAGGAGGACGAGAGCUCGACAGCUAAAGAGAAGGAGGCAGAGAGUGACGGAGAGAUGGAGAAGGAGAUCUCAUGUCAGCAGAGUGCAGUCAACAAAGCACAGGAGCGAGUCCAGCACUUGGAGCGACAGCUGAAGGAGAUGGAGAGGCAGAAGGAGAGGGAGCUGAACGCCCUGAGGAAGGAGAAGAGGGAACUCGUCCACACCAGUCAGACGGUUCUCAAAGAGAAGAAGCCUCUUGCUGAUUGGUCAAACGUCACUGGCUCCACCCCCUGCAUGAUGUCACUUUCUCCUCUCACUGUUCAUAAGCCUCCUCAGGAGCCAUCCAAAGAGUCGGCCAGUUUGCCCAGAAGACGGAGUUCAAAUCGAAACCGACUGAGUGACCGGCCACUGUCUGCACAGGGGCUGGUUAGGACGCUCCCAGACAAUCCUGAGGCUUUUACCUCCCCACUCCCCUCCCUCAGGCUCAGCAACGGGCACAGCAGCAUGCACAGACCCCCGACCACCAACGGCGGAGGACUUGUCACUCCCUGCAACAGUACGACAAGCUCUCGAGCUGCCAGCCCGUCUCUCUUGGACCUGGUGGAGAUCGAGAAGAAACUGAGAGAAGCUAAAGCCGAAAGAGAGAGGCUGCUCAGAGAGCGGGAAGAGCGACGGCGUUUGUUGUUGGAGGAGAGGAGGCAGAGGGAACUAAACUCUCCUAGAACAGAACCAGUCGAGCCUGAACCCUCACCCAGUCGAGAGCCAGAACCAAAGGAGGAACCAAAGGCCUGUUCUCCCCUUAGGUCCCCAGAGCCUCGCAGCCUGCCGCUCUUCCUCUCCCCUAACUUCGACCUGCGGGCACACCUGGAGUCUCUGGGUCACGGUGUAGCUGGCUGCACCGACCUGCGACUGACGUCUCGACGCUGUGCAGGCUUCCUGACCAAACGAGGGGGGAGGGUGAAGACCUGGAAGAAAAGAUGGUUCCUGUUUGACAUGGAUCACAGGCGACUAGCUUACUAUACAGAAUGUGAUGAGAGGAAGCUAAAGGGAGUCAUUUAUUUCCAGGCCAUUGAAGAAGUUUACUACGACCAUCUACGAACAGCCACUUCUUCUCCACGGCCCAGUCUUACCUUCUGCGUGAAGACAUACGACCGUCUUUUCUUUCUGGUGGCUUCUAAUGCAGUAUCCAUGAGGAUUUGGAUGGAUGUCAUCGUCACUGCAACAGACGAGCACAGCCGGUAUUGACACCUGGCUACUGUGACUGUGUAAUCCUUCAGGGACACUGUUGAGACAUUAAAUAGUUUUUUCCUUUGCCCUGUGUGAGGGGCUGGUGUGGCUGAGAAACACCUCAGGGACUGACUCUGUACCUGGACUCAGGAAGCUGUAGAUCUGAGACACGGAGGUACAGUGGUUCAAGUGGCUCAAACACAGUGGAGGAAACGGUUACUGAAGGAGUGUUGCUGAAGUGAUGACUGGGGCUGGGCAAUAUAUCACGGUUUUGAGACAUAUCUGAACAUUUUUUAAAUGAGAGAAAGGCUAAUAUAAUGUUUUUAUACAUAAUAAUAUAGUGUAUGUUGAUGUUGACUCCAAUGCAGGCCAAAUGCUCAGUAAAAAGAUUGUUUACAGACAGGACCACUCACAGUAAUAUGCUUAUUGAUCACACAAUAAUCUGUGCUUUGUUAAGUCCGAACAGGGAGUUUCCAUAUUGUUUAUUUUAUUUAAAUUAAGGGGCAUUUAUAUUAGAUAAAAAUCAAAUGAGUGAUACCAUGGCAGCAAUAAUAGAAGUUCUAGACACCCAAUUUUGGAUAUUUUUUUUAUUUUUAUUGCUUUAAAUUGAAGGCAAACUCCUGCACAAUGUCAGUGGAUAGACCUGGUCAGUGCUCUCUCUUUUGGUUAAAAACAUGACUGAAGAUAGUUAAAGUUCUGUACUUUCUAGUGCCAUGGAUCGUUGAAAUAGUCACUCUAAAACAUAUGGUACUUUAAAGAUACAGUAUGUAGAAUUUCAGCAGUGAAAUGUGCUGAAAAAGAAGAGGGAUAAUUCUGCACAUUAACGUUUUUUCAUCGGUUUUCUGUUGUCAUGAUCGUGCGCAGUGGGGCAGCCCAAUGUUGUUUUCUUUUUUUUUCAUUAAGAUUUAUUAUAAGUCUUUUUUACUUUUAUUGGAGAGAUAGGACAGUCUAAAAAGUUGGAUACAGAUGAGAGAUUGGGGAAUGACAUGCAGUGAAAGAGCCACAGGCUGGACUUGAACCUGGACCUUGUCAUAACAAAGAUAUCUGCUGAGAAUAAUUAAUUUUCCACUGACAAAUUUAGCUCCUAAUUUCUCAUGUAUUAUCUAGUAUAGCACUGCACAUCCUGCUUUUGGGCACAGCCAGAAAAACAAGAACCUUUUCAAGGUUUAUUUCUACUUCUCUCUUUCACAUUUAUCUGACUCUGAAAAUGAUUACAUCGAUCUUUUUUCCUUAGUUUCCAUAUAGAAACUUCAGCGCAUUAACACCCAAGACAGCUCCAUUAGCAGUGCCUUUCAGCCUUAUAUGUAGCCGAUGGAGGAGACGGGGGUGUUUACGGCCUGAAAUUUCCAUGUGAAAACUUCCAAACUUCAUUGCAUGACUUUAUCAUUCAAAAUUGGCUUUUAUAGCCGAUCAAAACAAUAUUUAUAAUCCCCUUUUUCAAUAUUUGCUGCUUGCAAUACUGCAACCAGCUGUUUGCAACUUGACAAGCUGAAUUGUAGGCAAUAGCAUUAGACGGCUUGAUUUGAGCUGCAACAGCUGGGUUUAGACUGCUGCGACUGUUGAAGGUGACAGUAUAAAAACGCCUUGUUUACAUCACUAGUCUUUUGUCUGAACUGGACUUAAGAGUAGCUAUACAAAGCCUCAAUAAAUAGAAAGUCACCUAUCUUUCUGUACAAUUUAGACAACGUAAAGGAGUUUGUCUGCGAUUCUUGAUCAUCAUAAAUGACCCAUUCUCCAAUAUUGGGUGUCAAGGUCUUCUGUUUUUGUUGCUGUGGUAUCAAACAGGUUUCAGUAUCAUUAAUUUUGACUAGAAUGACAUCAAAGUUUACAAUUAAGGUAUUGUGACAACUAUUUGUUAUUUUUUCACUCUAAGAAUGAUCAGAAUAUGAUUUUUGGUCCAUUUUGCCCAGCCCCAGUGAUGACAGAGGUUGACCACUGUCAGCCUGAAUACUGGGAGCCUGUUACUGGGAGGUCUGAUGCACACUUUGAGCUUUACCUCCCCUUGCUGGUCACAGUCCGCUAUAACAGCCUGUAAUGCUAUUACAUGCCGGGGAUGAGUAGACUUCACUACAGCUAACUGUGCAGGGAUUAAAGUUCUUCAAUUUGAUAAUUGGAUUGAUGUUUUGAUCAUUGUCUAUCCGGCGGGACAACAUAAAUCAAAGGGAGCAGAGUGUUAUAACAUUGCCUGCAAAUCGCUGUUAUUUUACUGUCAGCCAGGUCCUUCAAGUGAAUCCAGUAGUUUAGAUGUAGUUUUUAAUGUCUGUUGAUGUCGAUGUGCCAAUCAGAUCCUUCAUCUCGUCUUCAUCGUGACGUCCGCUGGAAGACUUCGUCUGCCCUCGGUAAAUAGUCAACUUUUAUUUCUGUAGCUCACAGUAACGCGCAUUGCUAGCUUCAUGUUGGGAGACAGCACUCUGCUGGCUCCGUGUAAAGUGAAUCACAUGUGAAUGAUUGUUUGUGACACGGUAGUUUGCCGGUGGCGCCCUGAGUAAAUAGCAGCUUCUGGAAACACUAAACACGGCUGUAUGCACGUCCUCACACUACAAGUCUUCAGCAUAGCGACAACGAAACAGCGCGAUAUCAAAUAACGGUUGAAUAUCGACCGUUAGCAGCCACCCUUCAGACGUUGAAUCAGCUGAACUAUCAAUAGCUUACUUUUUGGCGUGUUUUCAACUCUGUGGUGUAAGGUAACUAAGUACAUUAACCGAAGUACUGUAGUUAAAUACAAAUCACGAGACUUUUACUAGUACAUUUCUAUUUUCUGCUUGCUCAAGUUGUCUCAAAAGGAAAUAUUGUACGUUAUUACUACAAUAUUUGCCAUGUAAAACACUACGGCAGCUACUUGAUACUUGUCUGAACAACACCACUACAUUGGUCUUAUAAUUUGAUAUAAUAGUAAACUCCUGAAUAAUUCUAUUGGACAAGAGGCAUUCCAUGAGUGCUGAUAUACAGUACAACAGCUCUGGGAGUUUAAGUGACUUUUCAGCGAACAGUCUUAUGUCUUAAAGAAGCUCUUAUCCCACAUCCAAGAAGGCAGAAAAAACAAUGAUAACUUAACAGGCCACAUGCAAAAUUUAUGUACACAGAAACAUAGGCAGCAUAAGUAGAGACUUCAGGAAAUUGCUAAUGAGAUGCAGUCCAGUUCCAGUUAAGUUUUGGAACUGGUUGUGUUGGUGAAAGAAAAUGUUUUAUUGUAAUUAACAACUGAAUGUACAACUGUUGGAUAAAAGCAAGAUCCCUCAAAAGGGAGUGCUGUUGUCCUGAAUUUCUGCACACUAUUAGUAUCUGAUGCUCCUGGCAGGUGUGCUGUGUAUUACUGAAUCACAGCUGUGCUAUUAUACUGUAUUAUAGCACUCGUUUGAUAAUGGCAAUAUCCCAUUAGAGGGAGUGCUGUUGUACUCAAUAUCUGCAUGCUACUAAUAUCUCAUGCACUUGAAAGGUGCAUUUAUGUGCAUUAUUAAAUCACAGUUGUGUUGAUAUUUGGCAUUACAGCACUCAUUGAUUAAAACAGUUUCCCACAAGAGAGUGCUAUUUUACUGAAUAUCUGCAUGCUACUUAUAUCUUCUGCAGUCAGCAGGUUAGAGGCUAAGCAACACCAGCUAAUAUUUUCAGCACUGCAGAAGAGGAGCAGUUCAUUGAUGUCACCUCAGAUCAAACAAUGUUAUUGCAGUCAAGUCUAACGCAUUGUCUAUAUUUUGGAUUGGAGUAGAUUAAAGAACCUUCUGAUAGGCAGAGGAUGGCCACUCUCUUCCUCUUUGUAACAUCCUUACUAUGUGAGAUGGGGUUUUCUGCCAUUGCCUCAAUCAAAACAACAAACAAGUUAAAUUUGGUUGAUUGAUUUUUGCAGCUAUUCAAUAAAAAAUGGUACUUAAAAUAAUCAUAUGACUUUUACUUGUAACAGGAAAUCCCUCCAGUGUGGUUUUGCUACAUGAGGACACCUUUAUUUAAGUCUCAGGGUACUUCUGCCACUAUAGAUAAUGUAUUUGUAUGUCAGUGACAGUCAAAAAGAAGUCCCAAAACCCUCCGUUUGCUCUUCGCAGUAAGUCAUUUUUCUCAUGCUUAACUUUACAACCACAGAUUUGUUGAAAUCAGCCACAACUGUCGACUCAUUGAGCUCUUCUUUAAAAGGACUAUUUUUACUUUAAUCCCUGCACACUACAAACGGAUAUGGACAAAAUAAUGGAUACACUUCAACAAUAAAAUGCAAUCAAACAUACAGUCUAGCUGUAAUAUUCCCCAUGAGACAGAGAGGGGGCUUUCUGCUGGAGCAGUUUUGCUUCUGUGUUUGGUUGCUUUGCAUUGUUCAUUUUUCUGCUAUUAUGUCCAUACCUUAUAUCUUUGUCAUUAUAGGUUUAAUUUUCAUGAAUUAAGUUAUUUUUUGAAAAUUUAUAUGGGUUUGAUAUGCAAAUAAAUGAAGGCAUA
Molecule: messenger RNA, 6628 nt
Organism: Cheilinus undulatus (humphead wrasse)
Lineage: Eukaryota; Metazoa; Chordata; Actinopteri; Labriformes; Labridae
Gene: phldb3
Product: pleckstrin homology-like domain, family B, member 3
Exons: 16
Coding region: 398-2227 (609 amino acids)
Source: RefSeq, a predicted model, not a curated record